Molecule: messenger RNA, 1457 nt
Organism: Ziziphus jujuba (common jujube)
Lineage: Eukaryota; Viridiplantae; Streptophyta; Magnoliopsida; Rosales; Rhamnaceae
Exons: 4
Coding region: 323-1174 (283 amino acids)
Source: RefSeq, a predicted model, not a curated record
UCCGUCUAUAGUCCAAUUCCUUUUAACGACAAUUCUUCUCUCACCACUUCAUGUGCCCUCCAUCCCCUUUCUUCCUAAUUCAUAAUUUCAUUCUUUUUCUUUUUUCCUAAUAAAAGCACAAACAAAUAGGAAAGAAAGAAAUUUUGACCAAAAACAAAAAAAGAGUUUUGCUUUGUUGGUUGGGAGAGGGAGGACUAAGAAGAAGGUAAAUAGAUAGAUAUGAAUGUAUGAAUGAAUUUUGGAUGGUGGUGGGCAUAAGUCAUUCAUUCAAAAGAAGAAGAAAGAAGAGUGAGGGUGGGAGGCUAACAGCAGGCAACAGUAGAUGAUGCUUUGCGAAUCACUGCUGAGAGAUCGAAUACAGCCAUGGCUUCGUGAUUACGACAGGCUCCAGUCAUUCGCCGUCAUCCUCAUUUAUAUUCAGAUUGGUUGCGCAUUGAUCGGAUCCCUUGGAGCCUUGUACAAUGGCGUCUUGCUCAUCAACCUCGCCAUUUCAUUAUUCGCCCUCGUUGCCAUUGAGAGCAGCAGCCAAAGUCUCGGCCGUACCUAUGCUGUCCUCCUCGUCUCCGCUAUCUUCCUUGAUAUCUCCUGGUUCAUUCUCUUUACCCAUGAUAUCUGGAACAUUUCUUCUGGGAAUUAUGGAACAUUUUUUAUCUUUUCAGUAAAAGUCACUCUGGUAAUGCAAGUUAUUGGAUUUUCUGUUAGGUUAUCAUCGUCAUUGUUAUGGAUUCAGAUAUACAGGUUGGGGGUUUCUUAUGUAGACACUACAGUUCCUAGAGAAACCGAUUUUGAUUUAAGAAAUAGCUUUCUGAGUCCUGCAACUCCUGCCGUUGUUAGACAGACCUCAGGUUCUGAUGAUGUUUUAGGGGGCUCUAUCUAUGAUCCAGCUUAUUAUUCAUCCCUCUUUGAAGAUGGUCAAGAUAAUAGAUGUUUGCUUGGGGUACGACAUCUGUCACUUACAUAUGCAUAUCAUGCCUACUUAAGGAGGAGAAUGCAGCUGGCCAGCCUCAGACAGUUUGAAGAUGAGACGGGCAUUAAUGAUUUUUGUUCGCUUUGGGCAUCUGCUCCCCAUAUUUUGUGGAUAUUGGGUUUUGUUUCAUUCAUGAUACAACCAGAUUGUAUGUGGGAGUGGGGAUUUGUACAGUUUGCGAGACAAUCAAGCAAAUUUUCCCCCUAGAGAGAAGCUGGCAAUCACAGUAUGUAAAAGGUGACCACGUGGUUGAUUUAUUUGGGAAAAGGCUCAGAUAAGGUCCCAAAUUCCAAGAUAAAUGGUGCUCUGGAUACACUUUUCUGGACAUGCCAUCGCAUUAACAUUUUAACUGGGAUUAAUAUUAAUAGGGCGUAGAAUUUGGGCAUGCAAAUUAAGGAGUCCAGGAAAUUGCAGGAUUGUGGUUACCUCUUCUCUCUGUAACUUAUCUGAUUAUCUAUUUAUAUUUAUUUAUUUGUUUAUUUAUUUAUAA